Messenger RNA from Scleropages formosus (Asian bonytongue), 2281 nucleotides. RefSeq names its product FYN-binding protein 1. Gene Ontology annotation, cellular component: plasma membrane. Gene Ontology annotation, molecular function: protein binding. The record is from RefSeq and is a predicted model, not a curated record. Gene Ontology annotation, biological process: integrin-mediated signaling pathway; protein localization to plasma membrane; T cell receptor signaling pathway. NCBI's taxonomy places the organism in Eukaryota, Metazoa, Chordata, Actinopteri, Osteoglossiformes, Osteoglossidae. Bases 349 to 2118 code for a protein of 589 amino acids. The transcript is spliced from 16 exons.
CGCGGAAGAAGGUCACCCGCCGCUUACCUUGAAUUUCCGCAGGUGUUGCGGUUUGCAAAAAAACACAAGUUCAGAUUUGGGCUACAAAGUUACGUAUUUAUCGUUCCGCUUCGUUUAGAGCUUCUCGUCGUUAUGGAACGUGGCAGCAGAACUGCGAGAUAUUAAUUGAUAUAAAUUGCAUACGACGGUUCGUGUCCCUGUGUGACGGAGCGGACACUGAGUGAGUGACUCCCGCGAAGCCCUGCGAGGAUUCUGAAGCGGAACCUCGUGAAGAGCGGCGCGCGAGCUGGAGCACAGCGACCACACCGCGCUCGCGCCACUGCUACUCCAGCAGCCUGAAACAUCAUCAUGGAGGAGAACGUGGACUUCAAGACCUUGAGGGACAGAUUUCAUGCGAAGGCUGAAAUGGCUGAUGCCAAAGGUGGUGAUUCCCAGAGGCUUCCGAUGCCACGAUUUCCAAGAGCAGUUCCACCAGCAGGACACAGCCCUUCAGCGAAUGGUGCCGCCCGACCUAAACUGUCGCCUGCCGCUCCUGGACCGCGUUCAUCUCCAGACCUUAGUUGGAUGGCCAGACCAUCUGCAGUUGAACCUGAGUCCACAGGCCCAACAAGGCCGUCCCCACCUUUUGGUGUCUUUCCCAGACCACCUCCAUCCCACCGGACUGCUCCUGUUCCGCAGGAACCCAAAACAGAGAGCCCAGUGAAGGACAGAGUACCAGGAAAGGUCAAAGCUACCGGGGAACUGUUGCAAAACAUGAUGCUGAAGCCAUCUAUGCAGGACAGCCCCCUAUUCAAGCCAACUCCAUCUCCCACAUCAACACUGCGUAGCCAGAGAAGCAUGGCAGAAGUGCCUCCUCUUAGGAGGACUCUACCCCCUGAGGGACCAAAACCUGUCAAACCCAAACGCCCCCCCACUGUUAACCUGGACUGCUACCGGAAAGCUGCACCACCACCUCCGCUGCCUGGACGCCCAUCACUGGGGAAGAAGACAGGAGCUGUUAAUCUACCCAUUCCUGGGUCAGCAAGUCCAUCAGGCCCACCAAGGCCACCAUUCAAACCAAGCAGCCUAAGCCAGCAGCAGUCAGUGAUUGUGAAAGACGAUGAUCAAGACACCUACGAUGAUGUUGACAUACUUCCACCUCCACCACCUCCCCCGCCUUCAAAGUCUGCUUUCAAAGAAGAUUUCUUCAACAACUGUGGUUCCACACCUGGGGAUGAGGAAAGUGAUACUGGUGAAAUCUAUGAACCUGUUGAUGAACCAGAAGAGCCAGUCAGUCACGAUAGGAAUUUGCAGAAGGAAGUGAAGCGGCAGCGUGACCUGGAAAAGAAAGAACAGAAGGAGAAACAGAAGAAAGAGAAUGAAUAUAAGAAGAAAUUUAAGCUCACUGAAAAAGUGGAGGUACUUCAUAUAGCCAGGAUCCAGCAUGAUUGGCAGGGGGGCAAGAAUGACCUAUCUGUGCGGCAAGGUGACAGAGUGGAGAUCAUUCGGGUCAAAAACAACCCGGAGGGCAGGUGGCUGGCCCGCACAAUGACUGGCACAUAUGGUUACAUAAGCAACACCUGCGUGGAAGUGGACUACGAGGAAGUGAAACGGAGGAUUCUCGGAAAACCUGCUGAUUCUUUGUUCCCCCUUCCACCUCCACAAAUCGAUAAACUGUCAGGUGACGACGUCUAUUACGACGUGGGCUCCUCAGAUCAGUUGGACAGUAGCAUUAAUGCAGGAGAUGAUGUGUAUGAUGAUGUGGAGGCACUAUCAGAUGACUUUCCUCCUCCUCCAAUUGAAAUCAGUCUAGACCCAAAAAAAAGCAAGAAACAGGAGAAGGAGGAAAAAGAAUUUAGAAAAAAGUUUAAGUUCGAAGGUCCUAUACACGUGCUGUGCAACAUGAUGGUUGACCCCAAUACUAGCAUUAAGAAGGGAGGAGGGAAGGACUUGCCUCUGAUUCCUGGCGAAAUCCUUGAAGUCAUUCAGUUUGCCAAUGACAAGAAAGCAUUGUGUCGUAAUGGAAUGGGGAAAUAUGGAUAUGUGCCAAGGGUAUUCCUGCUACACGAGGAAGGUGAUAUUUAUGAUGAUAUUGAUAAUGAUACAGAAGUCUAUGAUAAUGACUCCAAUACCACCUAAAUGGACGUACAAUGACUGUGGAUGGAUUUCCUGUUUUGGUGUUACUACUGAGAUAAUCUUAAUUUAUUGUGAAACAGAGUUCAGGACAGCCCCAAAACAUUUUCCCUGAAGACUAUAGCAUUGGAUAUCUACAGAGGCUGCAGACUGACCAGCAAAAAAUGGC